UUCUGUCGUCUAGAUAAAACUAGUCACUGCAGCUCGCUGCAGCCUGCUACUGACUGCAUCUUCAGUGCAUAUUUCUUUCUGUAGUAAAUUUCUGCCUGUGAAUUUCUGCCUGUGACGAUAUAGUGGAGUGUCCACCGUCUUUGCACAAACCCAUCCGCGGGGAGAAGCUCUUUGGGAAAGCAAAUCUGAAGCCAUUGGAGUAGGAACUUCGCCCGCCAUGGCUGCUUCUUCUUCUUCCUCCUCCUCGUCCUCUCCGUCCUCCCCCUCCGACCCGGACUACAAGGUCACCACCUCUGACAUCGAGGACGACGCCGCCGGGGUCGAGCCCCCAUCGUCGGACGAGGAAUUCCCCUCCGUCUUCCGCACGCAGGGCCACGUGGACGCGGUGUGCAUGAAGUACGGCAUCCCCAAGGACCAGUACACCGCCCUCCCCGCCGGCGACCUGCGCGCGAGCUCGUCCCCACCGCACGGCGCCGUCUGCGUGUACGCGCACGCGCUGGAGGCCGGGAUGCGCGUCCCUCUUCACCCCUUCUUCGUCGACGCGCUCAACCACUUCGGCCUCGCGCCGACGCAGCUCGCGCCCAACGGGUGGCGCAUCAUGGCGGGAUUCAUUGUGCUCUGCCGCUCCGCUGGCGUGCCGCCGUCCCUCGCGGUGUUCCGGCGCUUCUUCCUGCUGUCCGCCCUCCCCCACAAGCACAAAAGAGGCUCGUACUACUUCCAACCCAGGUCGAAGGGCGGAUCCGGCUUGCGCUUCACGGGGUUGCCGGAGUCCAUCAAGGGUUGGAAGCGCGGGUUCUUCUUCCUCUCUUCGCCGACCGCGUGGCCUUGUCCUGUGGAAUGGGGCAAGCCGUCCAAGAGCUCCCUCGUGGACCCUGUGCUCUCCGCCGAAGAUGAGGCAUCGGCGGCCAAGUUGCUAUCUGCUCAGGGAGCCUCCUCCAUUGAUCUCAGGAAGUAUCUUUGCAUCAGAAAUCUUGCCGAGGCCGGGAUAUCUCCCUUGCCGGCACCGGUACGGGCGCCGCCAUCACCGCAGCUCCCGGCACCGGAGCCGUCGUCACCGCAGUCGCCGCCUUCUUGUACUUGUACUGCUACCGAGUCCAAAGGGAUGGAUCCGGCAGUGUACGGCAUGAUGAAAUCCAUGCUGGCAGUGAAGGCGGCGGUGGCAAGAACAUUGGCAUCGACGAACAAGGUGGAAAUUGAGCCGGGCAGCGACGUGACGAGAUCGCCGCCGUUGCGUGGGAAGAAGAGGAAUCUGGGAGAAGCAGACGGCAGCGACGGCCCACCAUCUGUGCUGCCAGACACUCCGUCUACCGCCGGUGACAGCUCGGCGCCGACCGGAAUUUGUUCCCCGCCCGAGGCCUUCUCCCGGAGCAGCCGGAAGAUUCAGCAUAUUCCCAGCGGACACGACGGCGACAGCACCGACUGGGUGGCCGCGCGGGAGAGGCUGCGGGGCGCCGUCCCGCCGCAGCAGGACCGCGUGUUUGCGGCGACGGAGCCCUCCGACAUCGUCGCGUCCACCUACGUCGCCGUUCUUCAGGUAUGCUAGUACAUUGCUUGUCCGCGGUCGGAUCGAUUUCACUGGUUGUAGUAUUUGUGCGUGGACGGCAACGACGCAUGCGUGCAGGCUGCAAACUACGCGUCCUUCUCCUUGGCCUACGCGCUGGAGCUGGAGCAGCGGCUGGACGCGCGGGACGCGGCUGGAGAGGUCGGAGGCCAAGCUCGCCGCGGCGGAGGCGGAGGUGGAGACGGUGAAGGCCGAGCGCGCCGUGCGGCGACGCGCGCAGGACGCGCUGGAUGGUUACGAGCGCUGGCGGGGCGCGAACGCGGGGCAGAGGACGUGAAGCGCGCUGUGCGCUCUAGCUGUCCUCUCUACGCCGUUCGGCAGGUCAGGCGGACGCUUAAUUACCUUGUAGAUUAAUCUUUUGGAAUACUACUCCUGAAGCCUCGUUGAUGAUCUUUUGCACACGACUGUUCUGUGUUCCAGAUCGACCAACAUUUUGGGGUCAAAUUCACUGUUUUGAACCUUAUGCAAAAGUUUAGCACGAUUUGACCCUGUUUGUAAAAAAACAUCAGAUUUGACCAUUUUUCCUACCGAGGUUGACAUUGGCGGUAGA
This is a messenger RNA of Triticum dicoccoides, 2111 nucleotides long. RefSeq lists its product as uncharacterized. NCBI's taxonomy places the organism in Eukaryota, Viridiplantae, Streptophyta, Magnoliopsida, Poales, Poaceae. Bases 218 to 1543 code for a protein of 441 amino acids. The transcript has a single exon. The record is from RefSeq and is a predicted model, not a curated record.